AUAAACAGUGAUAUGAAAGUAAAGGUAUUAUUUGCUACUUGGUGGUUUUUGAUGUAAACAAUGCCUGGGACGAGAUGUGCUGUUGGUAUUUGCUCGAAUAGUUUGCAGAAGACGAAAAUAAACCCGGACACCGCGCACAUAAAAUACCACAGGUUUCCAAAAGAUAAACAUUUAAGGAAGUUAUGGGUACACCGUUGCAAGCGAAAUGUUAAUUUCAAUCCUUCGGCUGCUAAAGUGUGUUCUGUUCAUUUUAAAGACGAUGACUUCGAAAGAGACCUCCAAAACGAACUAUUGGGCUUAGCUCAAAAGAAGGUGCUGAAGAAAGAUGCAGUUCCUUCAUUGCAUAUGACAAAUUCCAGUGAUCAUGAAGGAAAAAAAAAAGCAGCCCAGAAUCGUAUUUCUUUGUCAGCAAAGAUAGAAAGGAAACGAAUUGUUGAAUCUUUGCUUAAAAGUUAUGCUAGGCGAUCUAGAUGUGGUAGACCAGGAAUUUCCACCUCAGUCAAAACCGAUGCUGCUAAUGAAUGUGGCAAGAGUCAUGAAAAAAUUGAACUAGUGAAUUUUGAUGGACUGAAUUCUGGAAUUACACAAAACAAAUGUUUGCACCUGCAAACAAAGCUAAAUGAUAGUAAUCCUAGAAAUAUUUCUGGUAGCCCAGAAACACUUACCAGCGAUGUCAAAGGUAAUUCUGGUAAUGAAUGUGGCACGAGACAUGAAAAAAUUGAACUGAAUUUUGAUAGACUGAAUUCCAAAUUCUUACAAACCAGAUGUUUGCACCUUCAAACAAAGUUAAGUGAUAGUAGUACUAGACCUAUUUGUGAUAAUCCAGAACCUCUCACCAGCGAUGUCAAAGAUGAUGCUGGUACUAAAUGUGGCAUGAGUCAUGAAAUUAUUGAACAACAACUGAAUUUUGAGAGACUAAAUUCCAAAAUCUUAAAAAACAAAUGUUUACAUCUUCAAACAAAGCUAAACGUUGCCAGAAGAGAAAUCAGGAAUUUGAAAUUGCAGGUACAGAGUUUGAAAAACUUAAAAAAAAAUGAAGUAGUGGAGAAGCAAGCAUUGCGCGUACUGAGGAGUAUUUUCACUCCGUCCCAAUGCAGAGCUCUCCUUUCAGGAAAAAGAGUAAUUUAAUUGGGAUAACAAUUCAGCAUGCACUAACAUUACGACAUAUUAGUAAGGAGGCCUACUUGUAUUUAAAAAAAUGUUUAGGUUAUCCAUUGCCAUCUCAUGCUACUCUAUAUAGGUAUAUGUGAUCAAUCUCUGUUGAGCAAGGUUUGUUGGAUAGUAUGAUACUAAGUGCCUCACACAAGUUUAACACAUUGGAGGAAGUUUGAUGAGAUGAAAGUUAAGUCAUGUUACAAAUAUGAUAGGGCCAUACCAACAAAAGCAAGUAAUCCAUUAGUGGGCUUUUUCAAACUUUUGUUGUUUGUGAUACCAAUGUGACAAAGAGCCUCUUUUGACUUUAUGAAAUUGGUUACACUGCAGUUGUCUGUUUCAGUGAUAUGUGCAUCAACAAGAGGGGCGUGUGGAAUUCCACGUGUGGUGACGCUUACAACUGGACCGUUUUUCUCUAUGCAAGUGCUGAGGAUACAUUAUUAUUUACCAUAUUUCUUUUAAUAAAACCAAUAAAAAAACUUAGCAGUAAAAGUUCCAUAUCACGUAUCCAAGUUAUCCCAUGGUCCUGAUGGUACAUGAUGCUUGUUUUAAUGUAGUACAUGGAAAAGAUCUUGGACAUAAUAAAAACUUGUGAUAUAACAAUGAAUUAUGAUCAGAAGUUGAAUACGAAAGAAAAAAAAUUCCACUGGACAUGACAUAAUUUAUUUGUAUAUUGUGUGUGUGUGUGUGAUAUUCCAGAUUAUUAUUUUUUUUUUUUGCUAGAAUCUUUCAAUGUACUAGAUUAAAACAGCAAGCAUCAGGAUCAGUGUAUACAGGAUCAUGCCAACAGGAAAAUGGAAUAAUUAGGAUAAAUAGCUUUUAGGUACUGUAGUCACAAAGUUAUAUUUAAACUUUAACUGAAUAAAAUAUGAAUGAAUUCAAAGCAUGCUAUAACUUGUCUCCACAUCGUGUUGAAUGUGAAGGAAGUCAGUCGCAAAGUGUGUGCUCAGUGGCUCAGCUACUUUCUCCCACAACUCGGCUUGUGCUGUGAUACGCUGCAAACCUGGUAACUGAAGUGCACGAGAAACUGUUACUAUUGCAGGCUCUAUUGAACUGGUUUAUGCUGACAUUUUAUAUUAUGAACAGUUCCACACUGCUCUAGCUUAAAACAUCCUUACUCCAUAUCUGUGAAAUUACUUAGGUAUCAGUUGAAUUUUGUUACACUAUUACAAGUUAGAGCCUGAUAAGACCAUACAUUUUUAGCACAUGAAAAUGUCCAUAUUAGUGCUACUUGUCAGUCUUAGCAACUUAGCGAGGGAAGUUGCUUUAACUGAAUGCUUAAUAUUUUAACAAUGUAUCUUUACAAGUCUACAUUUUCCCAAUUCAGUGACUUGUAUGAGAAUGAUUUUAAAAAAUAUAUAGUAUUCCUGCCUACAUAUAAAACAUUUUUGUCAAAAUGUGUUUCUGUUUAGUAUUUGCAGCCAGUAAAAAUUAAAUUAUGUCACUAAACGAGUUUAAAAUUUUGCUUGUGUCCUCAUUAAACAUUACUUCUAUUGGUAGCUAAAUGAUUUAUUUGUUACAUUGUGUUGCAUGUAAAAUGUAAAAAACAUUUUUUUAUGUAACGAAUUGUAAGUUAGUUAUAUAAAGUGUAUCUGGUUGUUUUACAUAGGUUAUUGUGUGCUUUUGGUCAGUGAAAAGGGAUUGAUGGUUUUCACUUUACCUAAAUAUUAUUCCAUUAAAAAAAAUUGGGAAAGUGGUGUAGGAGGCUUCAGGGAGCCUUCUUCCUUAAUAAUUUGCUACAAAGUUACAUUUUCACAUUCAAAAUCCCAUAGAGGCACAUUACUGACAAAGAGACUGCAUUGCAUCUUCGUGCCUUGCGUGGAGGUGAAGGCCUGUGAUUAGCAAGUCCCUAGAGGAAGCCUGAUUUUGAUAAAAAUGUUCAUAUAAUAUCUAUAGAUAAGGAAGGUAUCAGUGUCUGUCAGUUGUCAAUAAUUAUGUUAGUAUUUUUCAUUUAAAUACUUGUUUGUUUUGAACUAUAGUUGAGUUGUGUAUUUAUAUUGUUAACAUUUUUAUUUAUUUAUUUAUUUAUUUAAAUUGUUAUACGUCUAUCAACAGCGAAGAGCCAAGGUGGUAGACACUAUACACAUAUAUAUAAACAAAUACUGAAAUACAAAACAAAUCCACAGUAAAUGAGAAACAAAAAAAAAAUAUAUAUAAUAUGAAGUAAUAGGUACCUAAUGAAGAUAUUUGAAAGAAAAGGUAAAUUGAUAAAUAACAACAAUGCACAUGAAGCACUACAAUAAAAUGUAAUGAUUACAAUAACUGUUAUAUAAAAACUAAGAUAAUUAAUCAAGUAUUGGACAGAUCAUUGCAAUUAAGAAGAAAACUCAUCAAAUUAAUAGGUAGGGUAUACAUAUUAAAAUAUGCUUGUAAAUGGAGCAGACACUAAAUUCUUUUUCUACUAUUGGAAAAAUACUAUUUAUUCGGUUGAAAUUAUUUACUAAUCUGUAUAAAGUUUUUGUUUUUUACUAUAAUAGUGCAUAAUAAAGUAUGAUUACAACAUUGAAAGUAGGAACCUUGGGGCCAAUAUUAUCAACAAAAAAAUCAUAAUUGCAAUCUAACUUGUGUUUUAUGCAGUCACAAAUUUUGCAUCCAACAUAACGUUUUCCUUCUAGUGGCUAAGGAGCCUAGUAUAGAAUGUAGGUCUAAAAUAAUUGGUAAAUUCUUGAUUUAUAUAGUAAGUUUAUUAAUUUGGUUUGUAAUUUUAGAUUUUGACACUUUGGAAUUGCUUAAGUUGUUCCAAAUAAUAGAGUUAUAUUCUAAUUUGGAUCUUACCAAGGAAGUAUAAAGACAUAAGACUGAGUUAGUAUUAGAAGCAAAAUAGGUAGGCCUAUCGUAUUUUAUCAAAGCAAGUGUUCUAUUGACUUGGCUUUAUGGAAUAAAUGUGGUAAUUAAAAAGAAAUUUGAAAUCAAGUAUGAUACAUAGGUAAGUCUUUGACCAAUUUGAACUUGGCAAGUGUGUGAUUUCCUAAUUUAUGAUUAAAAUUAAUGGGGUGAAUUUUUCUGGUAAAUGUUAUAAUAGUAAUUUUCCCAUAGUUAAGAUUGACUAUAUUUAGUUUGCACCAAGCAGCAUUUAUAUCAUUUUGGAAUAAAAUUCAAUUAUGGCAACAUGAUAUUUUUCUAUAAACAAAAGGUCUUUAGAAUUUUGAAGUACCUUUUCAAUAUCAUCAAUCAAAAUAUUAAAUACCUAGUAAAGGUGAUAAUGUACCACCAUGUGGAACACCCGAACUUGCUACAAGUAUAUCAGAAUUAAAAAUUAAAAUACAUAAUACGGCAGAAGGUGUUUUUUUUUUUCCCACACUUGCUACAAAUUAUAGCAGACAAGAGAAGAAAGCAGGCUGUGUAUUAUAUUUGUUGAAAACAGUAUUAAUUUUUAACUAUGUUGAUAUUUUUUUUUAUCUUGUAUCAGAUUUUUGAAUGCUGUAUGUAUUGUAUUGAGUUCAGAAAAACUUAUGUUGUAGAUACAUAUAAGAAUCCCUAGUAGUACCUAAUUAUUAUGAUUGAGUGUAUACAAAGUGCACCAAAUAAAAUGUAAACACAUUUGGAUCUGAUAAAUAUAAUAUGUCUACUGGAAAAAGAAAAUUGAUAAAUUAAUAAUUUUGAAAUACAAAUUUGACGUCCCUCGGCUUGAGGCCCCCGGUUCCCUGCUUGCGUGAAUGUUCAGUUAUGCCCGUACUGCUCUGCGGAGAGUGGGUCCAGGCCAACGUGGCCGGGACCGGGAACUGCGGGACCUGGAGGGAGGAGUUAGGUGGAGAGGAAAAUUGGUAAAUUGUUCCAAUAACAAUUCGGUGUUGACGGUUUUCACGAGCCCCUUUUAUUAACGGUUUAUGACCCUGUCGCAGCCUGGCGAAAUCACCGCGGAGCCUACUCCCCUCCCACGGCGACCCAGACUCACGUAACACCGUAAGGUCCGCUAUGACGUCCCGGCACCGAUGCCGCUUACACGUAGUAUUAGUCCCGUUACGUUACACCACGAAGAAGCGCGGUGCGCGUGCGUCCUGUUACGUAACGUAUGGUCCGGAAUUCUCUGCGAUAUAUGUCUCUCGGAGACUCGUAAACUCAGUAACGCGGCGAAUGACUCGCGGAGGCAGCUUGACUGCCGUACUUGUGAACUGCAAAACGAGAAGAGGCCACGAGCUCCGGGUACGCGCCUCGUGAGCAGCGCGGAGCGGCGUACUCGACCGUCCUCGUUCGAGCCCUGAACACGACUGACUCUCCCCGCUAGCCCGCGGGCCGGCGCCCGCGGGUUGCGGGGAGGGGAGGGGAAAUCGGCCGGCGUGGGAGAGAGCUCCGUCUUGCGGCGCGCCAGGCUGCAAUUACAUACUACCUCCUUGCAGAAACACAGAACAAUCACAGUUAAACGAACAUUAAUUACAACCAGUUUAUAGAGUUAAUAAAUUAUACACAAUAUUUACAUACGCGUUGAGGCCCGCGACCAUUUGAAAAAUAUACACAAAAAAUAUACAAAAACACAAAAUCAACUCUUGCACAAUUAGCUCACUAGCCCGCUAGGGCGCACGCGGGUGCGUCCCUGGCCGUCGCACUUCACUGGGGGAAAACACACUGCCUCAGGUCCCCGUCGGUGGCCAGGUACGGCCUCUGCACCUGAGAGGGUACGACGACUGUCGUCAAAUUGUUAAUGUAAUCACUAAUUACAUUUUAAAAUAACAUCAACUGGAAAAUUUACUUUAACUGUAUGUUACAGAAAAACAACCAUACUUCCUUUGCCUUAUGUAAUAUAGAUUUAGUGUUAAGUAAAUAAAUACAAUAAUGGUUUAUUUUGAAAAUUUUUAAUUUAUCAUAACACAAAGCAUUUUUUUAAAAAUCUACAUCUACCAAUAUAUGUUUGUAUGCAAUAAUAGCUAAAAAAAAAAAAUGUUUUGCAAGAAACCUUCUGUUUUAAAAGCUCUAAAAAUCUUACUUCUAGCAAGUGAAUAGACAUAAUCAAUAGUGUCAUUACUUAUGUUUUUAUGCAAAAAGUCUAACUUUUUAUAUUUAAUCUUCACAAACAAAAUACGAGAAAUAUUAGCCAUCUUACUCAGCAAACAAGCUAUACAAGAAGCUGCAUUAAAAGUUACAAAAACAAUCUUUUCAGAUAGCUAUUAAAUGAAUAAAUAAGAUUAUUAUUGAUUGCUCAUUCUUCCUAUUCUUGAUAAAUAUUUUUGUUACAGUCAAUUAAUACACAAAUAUAAUUUUUAAUUAAGUGUUUAGUGCACAUUUUCUACCUUUUUUUUUUCUUGCGGAGAUUCCAGAAAGCCGAAAGCAAUUGAGGAAAUAAAAGUUCAAUUUAUUGUCAUUAUACUUCUCAUAUAACAUGAUUUGUCCAAUACCUUUGUACAAAGUUGUAUGGCCUGAAAAGAUUUAAUGGAUGCAAUAAACUAAACAUCACAAACUAUAACAAAUUCAUAACAAUUUGUGAUAGUGUCUUUUAUGUAGGGAAAUUUUAAUUUGGUUUAUAAUAAAAAGUUUUCAAUAUCAUAUUUCAUGUUGUACUAUGACAAUGUGUGGUACUUUUUUUCUACACCAAACAAUUAUUAAUGCUGUUUGUAAGUGAAAAUGAAGAAUAUUAAGUGUGUAGUUAAUUCAUCUAUGUUCUUGAGUUAUUCCUUUGUGCACUGUUCCACCAUUUUAAUUGCUAUUAUAUGAAGUUUUGAUACUGCACAACAAUAUCAAGUGUUCAUUACACAGGUAUUGUACGUACUAAGUUCAAAGAAUAGGCUGUAGGUGUGUAUUAAAAGAACUCAGACAGUGUUACUUUCAUUAAAGAAUUUUGAUGAUUUAUCUUUAUGUAUAAAUACAUUUAUAGAUCAUAGUCAUUUUAUAGAUCAACAUUUUAUAGUUUUUUUUUUUUCAUUCUAGCAGUGAUGAUACUUUGAUAGAUGGUAAUGGUUGUGCUUUAAUAUUUUGUGUGUUAGUGGUAUUUAAAUGUUAUUGUGUAAUAUUUAAAAAAACAAAAUUUAUCAAAAUAUACAAAUAACUGUAAAUAAAGUUGUAUUGGAGUUUAAAAUUUUGUAGUUUCAUGAGUAUUUCUAAUGCAAAUGUGACAGUAUUUCCCACACUACAGCUAUAAUUUAUAAAUGUUAUUAAUUCAAACAUUUGGAAUUGUUUGACGUCAUCUAGGGCUACACACUCUUGGAGCCUGAUGCAACCAGGUGCAGAUGUAUGCUUUCACUCGGUAAGGGACACUUUUAAUAAUGGUGUUCUAUCUUCCAGAGAAUUCAUCUGGUUGUGACUAAUGUGUGUGGAACUAAAAAUUGUGUCAUUACUUAUUUAUAUAGAUAAUUACUAAAUUAAAAUUUUUCUUUUUUUAUCAAUGAUACAGAAACUAAAAAUGAGAGCCAAUGUAAAAAAAUCUUAAAGAGCAGAGAAAUUUUUCUAAAAAUUAAUUUUCACUUCACGGCUCAGAUUUUGUUGCUAUAUAUUAUGUAAAAGAAAAAAAUCAGGUUUGUGGCUCCGGCGUUGAGACAUCAUGCUGUCACAGUUCUCAGCAUUUAUAAUUUUAAAAUAUAAUUACAUUAAAAUAGAAUUUUAAAAAUAUUGAAAAUAAUCAAAAUUAAUUUUGAUACUUUGAAAAACAUAAUGCAAAUUAAUUAUAUUUUAAAACGUUUUUCAUGAUUUGAAGAAGUACAUAACUACAAGGAAUUGUGGUUUAGUAUUGAAAUGAUUUGAUUCCACAAUUUAUUAAUUGUUAAAAAAAAUAUUUUUUUUAAUGUCUUGGAACUGGACUGAACAUACCGUUGACGUCGACCCAAGUGUCUCCUCGGCUCCUUCAGGCCGUUAUGCCUCGUCAACGUCCUCCCUUGUUUCCCCAGUGAACCCUCAGUGUUGUGCAUCGGCCAGGGACGCACCCGCGUGCGCCCUAGCACACCAGUGAGCCGGAGUUAAUGUGUAAAUGUUUCUGUGUUGUAUAUAUGCUUUCCAAAUGACCGUGACUUUUUAAGGGUGUAAAUAAUGUAACCGUAAUGUAUUUAUUAGUGUGUAAAUGGUCUUGUAAUUCUCGUAAAUGUGUCACAGUGUCUGUAUGUAAGCGCGGCCUGGCGCUCAUCCGCGUCGCGAGGGGUGGCGCUCUCCCACGCCGGCCGAUUCCCCCUCCCCUCCCCCGCAGCCCGCGCGCGACGGCCCGCGGGCGGGCGGGGGAGAGCAGUUGAACUCAGGACUCGAGCAGCGGCGGACGCGCGCUCCGCUCCGCGCUGAUCUAGAGACGGGUCUAUCGAGCUCACGGUCCGGCGACACCGCCACAGUACGAGCAUUCGCAGCAGCCGCGCUGCCUACGUUGUGCCGCCCACGCGAUUGGGUGUCCGAGUUACGAGUUACGUCACGAGUCGGUCAAUAUAGGACGCGUAAGCAUAGUUACGCAUCGCUGAACUUUCGCCGACGUUACGAGUCAGUACGUAAGAACCGCGCACGCAUCACGUGUCUUUGUGAGGGACAUAGUUACUCUUUGCUGAACCAUCGCCGACGUUACGAGUCAGUACGUAAGAACCGCGCACGCGUCACGUGCCUUUGCGAAGCAGUUGGAUAUCAGGAACUUUGUUACGUGGGAGAACUGCCAGUACGCGUCGGGACGAGUGGGCCGUACGAGACGGUCUUCGGGAGUCCGGGUCUUCGUGGGAAGGGCGCGCACCCCGCGACGGAUCCGCCAGGCCGCGGCAAGCUCUCUGAUUGCAAUAAAAGAGCUCGUGGAACGAUCAA
Bacillus rossius redtenbacheri is the source of this 8844-nucleotide messenger RNA. RefSeq lists its product as uncharacterized. The transcript is spliced from 2 exons. The coding region runs from base 61 to 1128 and encodes 355 amino acids. The record is from RefSeq and is a predicted model, not a curated record. NCBI's taxonomy places the organism in Eukaryota, Metazoa, Arthropoda, Insecta, Phasmatodea, Bacillidae.